Pichia kudriavzevii is the source of this 2043-nucleotide messenger RNA. RefSeq lists its product as uncharacterized. The transcript has a single exon. Bases 1 to 2043 code for a protein of 680 amino acids. The record is from RefSeq and is a predicted model, not a curated record. Gene Ontology annotation, cellular component: cytoplasmic stress granule. Gene Ontology annotation, biological process: mRNA splicing, via spliceosome. Gene Ontology annotation, molecular function: mRNA binding. NCBI's taxonomy places the organism in Eukaryota, Fungi, Ascomycota, Pichiomycetes, Pichiales, Pichiaceae.
AUGCACCCACCUUCGCUUCGUUUGAGAGGGUCCAGGACCCAGUAUCAGCAACACCAGCAAUACCACCAGGCACACAUACACAGUGCCAACUACAGUCCGCUUGCCUUUUCUCCUCUGGGCCAGCCAACACCUAGCUUGGAAAACGACUUCUCUCAGCGGUUGUUGCCGCAGUCGCUCCUAGUUGGAUCGCCCUUCUUUCAGAAUGGCCCGCAUCUGAAACAUAACCACCAUCUCUCGGAUAACCAGGACUAUAUCUACCGUGGAGUAAAGAUACUCAACUUUCAAAGUAAACCGCUCAUUGAAUUGUUGAAGGAUUUCAAAUUUGGUCCUCUAGAAUCCGCCAAAUUGCAAAAUGACGGAUCAGUGGUUCUCUCCUUUGUGGAUUCCUUCAUUGCCUGCCAUUAUUAUAAUCAUGCCCUAAAGGCUCAUAAUGUCGAACUGAUUGCCUUGCCUCCCGUAAAUGAGAAAAUCCAACUUGAAAUCAACGAAAAUGGAGCUUCACGUGCUCUUUGUUUGACCAACAUUUGUAUAUCUAAGGAAUCCUUGCAAAAUUUAUUGGAGAAAUUCGGUAUUGUUGUGGAAUUCAAUUUCAUUGAUUCUGAGAAUGCGGCAUUUGUGAAAUUCACGUCGAUUAUCAAUGCAAUGAAAUGUAAAAAUCAAUUCCAUCUAUUGGCAAAGAUUGAUGACGAGGAUAAAGGGGAUCUCUCGCAAAUAGAGUUGGAAUACGGUAAUGAUGAAAUGUUGGAUUCUUCUAUAAACGACCAAUUUGAAAUCGAUGCAAAUAACCUCUCCUUCUCAAAUUUAAACUCUAAUUCUAAUUCAAACUCCAACUAUGAUAUAAAUUCACGUUCAAAUUCAAUUGUUUAUGAUAGUAGAAGGGCGAGUGUUGACUUCACCCCUCCAAUGUCAAAUGAUCACUACGUUUAUUAUCCUCCACCAGCAAUAUCUGCAAUACCACCACCAGCAGCACAUUCCUCCUCGACGUCGUCACUGCAAUUGUCCUCUGCAUUAUCCCAUCAUCUCAGCCAUCCAAUUGUCGACGUACCUAGCAAUAUAGGUAACAGGACCGUCUAUUUGGGAAACUUAUCCAAUAAUCUGUCUAUUGAAGAGAUUUGUAAUGUCAUUCGUGGUGGUAACCUGGAAAAUAUUAAAUAUCUACCCCACAAGAAAAUUGCAUUCAUUACUUUUAUUAGACAUAUUGAUGCCGCUAAUUUUAUUGCUAGGGCUAAUGUCGAUCAUGUGUUUCUCAAUUCAAAAUAUGUCAAGGUUGGUUGGGGCCAUAACUCGGGUUAUUUAUCGCCCGAAAUCGAAAUCGAAAUUAACGAGAAUAACGCCACAAGGAAUCUAUAUAUAGGCGUCAAUGAAAACACUGAACGUGAAGGCGUUGAUUUUCUUUGGAAGGAUGGCGUCAAAUUGUACAAUACAAUCCCCAAAGAGGAGACCUUGAGGAGGGAUUUCUCCAUUUUUGGCCAAAUUGAACAGGUCAAUUAUUUCAAAAAUGGCGCUUGUGCCUUUAUAAACUUCACCGAUAUAAGGUACUCUAUAAAGGCGGUUCACGAUUUAAACAACAACGUCAACGAUCUUCAUCAAUCGUUGGAGAAUAGGUAUGAGAAGCUGCUUAUAUCUUACGGCAAAGAUAGGUGUGGCAAUCCCCCUAAGAAGAAGCGCAGGAGAAAGAAGACUUUGGGUUUGGGCGUCAUUACAAACUCUUCCAGCUCCUCCCUAUCGCUAUCCUCCCUACCUCCUUCUUCACCCUCUCUAGUGCCAACUACACCAAGUUUCAACAGCAAUGAUAAUAAUUAUGUCGACAAUAACGAGAAUAUCGGUAGUAACCAUGUUAAUAACAGCAACAAUAAUGAUAAUACUAAAAAUGACAAUAAGGGUAGUGAAAGACAUUAUUCUCACACACAAACGCCAAUGGUUCCUUACUACGAACCUUACUACUAUGUUCCUCAAUACUACUAUACCCCUCCUUCACCAUACAUGUACUCAGGUUCAAAUAUGGGGAGAAGUAAAAACAACUUAUCUAAGGGCAAGAAAUAA